Molecule: messenger RNA, 2501 nt
Organism: Linum tenue
Lineage: Eukaryota; Viridiplantae; Streptophyta; Magnoliopsida; Malpighiales; Linaceae
Source: the annotation of a GenBank genome assembly
ACCGACUUUUCGUUCUUAAGGAAAGGGAAAGAGAGCACCCAGAUGUUGACGUGGUAGCAUUUCUGUCCCCGCCGUCGCGACUAAAAAAAAUCGGAAACGAAAACCAUCUACCACCAAUUUCAUUAACCGCCUGAAACCUAAUUUCUGGUACCGUCUCCGCCACCUCACAAUUUGCAGACUGUGCCCUCACACUCUCUCCACUUACUUCCUCCGUCAACUUGUUAUCUCUUAACACAGUCAGGCCGCCGCGCCGCCGCCGCAUUGCUCUUUUUCUUCUUUCUCCUCCAGUUUUCACCCUCCAAUUUCUUAACAAUCCAGUGUCCAGAUUCUGCUCCGUGAACUCUCUCCGGUCGCCUUCGACGACGGAGAUGAUUCGAGCGGCCGCAGAUGGCCAUCAGCUUCACCGAUUGCUCCAUUCCUUCUUCCCUUCAAAAUCUUAACGCCGCCAAAACCCCCCUGAGACUGCCGCUCGCCCGACCCCGCGGCCGCCGAUGGGGCCACGGCCCUCUCGCCACCGCCGUGCUUGUGGUCGCCGCACUCAUCGUUGCUACCUCCGCCUGGCUCUCUCUCCUCUCCUCCGGCACCACCGCCCCCUGCUGGCACCGCCGCGCAUCCCUAGCUUUCCAAACCACCAUAGCCGCCGAUUCCGCCGCCGCGGCCCCCACGCCGCUUCCCUCUUCGCUCCCGGGGUUGCCCAGCCGCAAUGCCCUCCUCUCCGACGAGAACCGCGGCGGGAGUGAAGAUCAAUUGACGCUGGAACACUUGGUGUUCGGCAUAGCCGGAUCUUCGCAGCUGUGGGAGCGGCGCAAGGAGUUUCUGCGGCUGUGGUGGCGUCCCAACGAGAUGCGGGGCCACGUGUGGCUCGAUGAGCAGGUCGCCGCCGAGACGGACGAUUCCCUGCCGCCGUUCAUGAUUUCCGAGGACGCCUCCCGCUUCCGCUACACCAAUCCCACCGGCCACCCUUCGGGGCUACGAAUCUCUCGAAUCGUCUCCGAGAGCUUCCGCCUCGGACUCCCCAAUGUGCGGUGGUUCGUUCUCUGCGACGAUGACACCAUUUUCAACCCCCAUAACCUUGUAGCAGUACUCAGCAAGUACGAUUCCUCGGAGAUGGUUUACAUUGGUGGCCCUUCCGAGAGCCAUUCCGCCAACAGCUACUUCAGUCAUUCCAUGGCCUACGGCGGCGGUGGAAUCGCCAUUAGCCGUCCCCUGGCUGAGGCCCUUUCCAAUAUUCUAGACGAUUGUAUUGACAGAUACCAGGGCUUCUACGGCAGCGAUGAUCGACUCCAUGCCUGCAUUACCGAGCUUGGGGUUCCUUUAUCCAGAGAGCAUGGCUUCCACCAGUGGGACAUAAGAGGAAAUGCGCGUGGCCUUUUAUCUGCACACCCAAUUGCGCCCUUUGUCUCGAUCCACCAUGUUGAAGCUGUCGAACCAUUUUACCCUGGGUUAACCACUUUAGAGAGUCUCAGGCUUUUCACCAAAGCCAUGAGCAUUGAUCCCAUGAGCUUCUUGCAGAGAUCGAUAUGCUAUGACCAUACUCGACACCUUUCUUUUGCUGUCUCACUAGGGUACGCUGUUCAAGUUUUCCCAACCAUUGUCCUGCCUCGAGUGCUCGAGCGAUCUGAAAAGACCUACUCGGCAUGGAAUGGUAUCAGCAAACGAGAUGAGUUCGAUGUGGAUACCCGAGAUCCCUACAGGUCUUUGUGUAAGAAGCCUAUUUUCUUUUUCUUGAAAGAUGCUGCGAAACAGGACAACAAUGGUACUACCUUGGGAUCGUAUGGACGAGGCUGGGUGAAUGAAGGUCUGAAAAGAAGGGUCUUUUGCUUUUUCCACUCCCGUCCUCUGCCAAAUGUGGCUGAUAUUGAGGUGGUAGGACAUCCGUUGAGGAAGAAUUGGCACCUGGUUCCACGACGCCUCUGCUGUAGAGUUAAUCAUACAACUAGUCAACACCUGACUAUUACAGUUGCAGAGUGCGACAAGGGAUCAUCUGGUGCUUUUACUGAUUCAACAUGAAUUCGUUGGUGAACUUACAUGGAUAUCAUAUCGACAGAUAUGACUUGUUGAGGAAGGGAGUGCUAGUUCCAUGGUGAUUCUUAUUGGUGUCUAUAGGUACCAUGGGCCUAGCUUCCUACUUGCAAGAUCUUAACUGUUCCUUGGCACACACAGACGGUUUGUGACUUGUGAGCUCAUUGAAGGUCUGACGCUCAUCCUGCAUCAUCGAUAUAGAGCUAGCACGCAUCUGCCAAGUGGAAACUGUGUGGAAGAAGCCCUGCCGAGUAGCUCAGCCCUUCUUCGAGCAGGAAAAUGGAAGAAGGGUCAAACGGAUGCAGUGAUGCUGCUUUUCUGGAACUAAAUGUCGUUGAAUACCAAACUUAGUUUGCUUCUUCCAUGUUCUUCCAUAUAAUCUGAAUUGGCGGGCGAGAACAGUUCUCAUCUACCGAGGUUGAAACUCACAUUUCACUUCAUUGUGAACAAGAAUGAAAAUCUCCAUUCAUUUCUCGCAG